AUGGGCGGCUCGGCCAUGGCCGCCUGCUGGGACAAGUGGACAGGCCGCUACGUGCUCAGCGUGGCCACAGGCGCCGGUGCCGUCUACCUGCUCUACAGGACCAUCCAGGCGGGGCUGAGCUGCCCCCCCGGCGGCGCCGAGCCCCCCAGCAUCGCCCGGCUGGCCAUGGCACGGGACGGUGGCGACUCGCGGGAGCUGCGCAAGCUGCUCACGGCGCUGGGCCAGCGGCAGGACGGCUACGCRCGCAGCAUGGUCCUCAACAGCAUCACCCGCUGCGUCUACCUGCUGGAGGCCGAGGCGACCGCCUGCACUGCCGAGGACAUCCGCCUGGUGGCCUCCUGCCUGGAGGAGGGAGACAGGGAGAUCGCCAUCCAGGCGCUCAACGCCCUCAAGGCCUUCGCCAGCAUCCGCAAGUUCCACGCACAGAUCCAGGAGUACGUGCCCAAGGUGCUGGAGCUGGUGACGUCCACAUGGGAUGCGGAGAUGCACGUGGCCGGGCUGCGGCUGCUGCAGGCGCUGCCGCUGCCGCCGCCGCUGGAGCCGCUGCUGCGCCGCGCCGUGCCCGCCCUCGUCGACUUCCUGCAGGCCGACGGGCCCCUGGCGCAGGUGCAGGUGCUCAAGCUGCUGGUGAAGCUGGCGCACAGGGAGGACCUGCUCUACGACAUCCUCAACUGCCAGGUGCAGCCCGACUUCCUGAGCCUGCUGCACGCGUCGCAGCCCGGCACGCUGCUGCGCGAGAUGCUGCGGCUCGUGGAGGUGCUGCACGAGGGCAGCCAGCGGCCCGCGUUCCGCGCCGCGCGGCGCCCCUUYGGCGAGCGCUCGCUGCAGCGCGCGCUCUUCGGCGAGGACUCGCGCCUGGCCGAGCGCCUGCUCGCCGUCUUCGUGCACCCCGAGGAGGAGGUGCAGCUGCAGGCCUGCAAGGUCAUCCUCAGCCUGCAGCUCGCCAAAGAGGACGCAGCCAACGGCAGUGCCGCGGGUGCUGAUGCUGAUUUCGAAACCACCUUCGGCUCCUUUGAGAGCUCCUUCUUUGAGGGCGCAGAGAGCACCAGCUAA
Molecule: messenger RNA, 1053 nt
Organism: Nothoprocta perdicaria
Lineage: Eukaryota; Metazoa; Chordata; Aves; Tinamiformes; Tinamidae
Gene: ARMC12
Product: armadillo repeat containing 12
Exons: 6
Coding region: 1-1053 (350 amino acids)
Cellular component (GO): nucleus
Source: RefSeq, a predicted model, not a curated record